Molecule: messenger RNA, 1276 nt
Organism: Pieris rapae (cabbage white)
Lineage: Eukaryota; Metazoa; Arthropoda; Insecta; Lepidoptera; Pieridae
Gene: Ant
Product: ADP,ATP carrier protein
Exons: 1
Coding region: 237-1148 (303 amino acids)
Biological process (GO): mitochondrial ADP transmembrane transport; mitochondrial ATP transmembrane transport
Cellular component (GO): mitochondrial inner membrane
Molecular function (GO): ATP:ADP antiporter activity
Source: RefSeq, a predicted model, not a curated record
UACCCCUUCCUUCCUUCUUUUGCGCCGCUCCUCAAGGCAGAACAGCGAGUGAACGUGAUCGAUCGAAUUUCAAAAAAGGCACACACCUACCCCUGUGCUUCCCGUGAUCACGAAAUAACUCUAUAUCUCCUGACUUAAAACAUCGGGAGUUAGUGUUUCGUGAUUUAAGUCCAAACAGUGAGUUCAAGACUCGACGCCUUCAAGGCCUAUUACCUAACGAACCACAUUGAAGAAAAAUGUCCGGCAAGGGAGGAUUAGGCGAUCCCGUCGCUUUCGCGAAGGAUUUCAUCGCUGGUGGUGUGUCCGCCGCUGUCUCCAAGACUGCAGUAGCUCCGAUCGAGCGUGUUAAGCUGCUUCUGCAAGUCCAGCAUGUCUCCAAGCAGAUCGCCGAAGACCAGCGCUACAAAGGUAUCAUUGACGCUUUCGUCCGCAUCCCUAAAGAGCAGGGUCUGCUCUCAUUCUGGCGUGGUAACCUUGCCAACGUCAUCAGGUACUUCCCAACACAAGCUCUUAACUUCGCCUUCAAGGACAAGUACAAGCAGGUGUUCCUUGGUGGUGUCGACAAGCACACCCAAUUCUGGCGCUACUUCGCCGGUAACUUGGCUUCCGGAGGUGCCGCCGGUGCCACAUCUCUAUGCUUCGUAUACCCCCUCGACUUCGCCCGUACCCGUUUAGCCGCUGAUGUCGGUAAAGGUGAAGGCCAACGUGAAUUCAGCGGUCUUGGAAACUGUCUGUCUAAGAUCUUCAAAUCUGAUGGACUCGUCGGUCUCUACAGAGGAUUUGGUGUGUCGGUCCAGGGUAUCAUUAUCUACCGUGCCUCAUACUUCGGUUUCUACGACACAGCCCGUGGUAUGUUACCUGACCCCAAGAACACACCAAUUGUAAUCAGCUGGGCCAUCGCUCAAACUGUCACAACUGUUGCUGGUAUCAUGUCAUAUCCAUUUGAUACCGUACGUAGGCGUAUGAUGAUGCAGUCUGGACGUGCCAAGGCUGAUAUCCUAUACAAGAACACCAUUCACUGCUGGUCAACUAUCGCUAAGACUGAGGGCGCUGGUGCCUUCUUCAAGGGAGCCUUCUCAAACGUACUAAGAGGCACAGGAGGUGCUUUUGUGCUUGUCUUAUAUGAUGAGAUCAAGAAAGUUCUCUAAAUAAUGUAAGAAUUGUUACCAAUGUGAUUUAAAAUCAGCCACUCCUUCAAAUCAUGUAUUAUUAGAUCAAAAAUGCAUCCUAGUAACUUAUUUUUAGUUAAAUAAAGUGUUAUACAAUGAUUCCAGUU